This is a messenger RNA of Penaeus indicus, 1959 nucleotides long. RefSeq lists its product as uncharacterized. Lineage: Eukaryota; Metazoa; Arthropoda; Malacostraca; Decapoda; Penaeidae. The record is from RefSeq and is a predicted model, not a curated record. The transcript has 11 exons. Bases 85 to 1614 code for a protein of 509 amino acids.
AACAAAGCGUCUUUGGACGUCUUCGCACCUGUUGCUGUCGCCCCUUCAUUUCGAGAUAAAAAAAGUGUAAAUGUGACUCCCAAAAUGCAUCCCGAGAGCUGCAGUAGCGGCAAUGUUGAGGCCACAGUGAGUGCGUGCGUUAUAGAUGAGGAGGAGAGUGACGGCCAUACUCCGGACAUCCUGUGUCGAGCGCAGAUCCUCAAUGAUUCCCCCCGGUCCAGUUCCAUGAGCUCAGCUCUGGACGAACUCUUUUCUCAUGAGGCCACGCUAAUCACAGAAUGUGCAGGCGAGUCUUACAACACAGCAGCAAUCUUGCAUUACUGUCGAAAGCGAAUCAUAAAGCCGAGGGAUAUUAUUUUCUCUUUUUUUGGUUAUCGUCCCUGGAGCAAAGAUGGGGCUGAUUUGUGCCUGUGCAUGCGAAUGUUCAGUGUUGUCUACUGUGCCCUCCUCCUGCUCUUCCUGGCCUGGGGUCCUGUCUUGCAGUACAACUUAUGCCUGAGAAGGGACAGAGGCGUAAGCACCGAGCCUAUGAACCAUCUGAAUGCAACCAUUUCAGAAUCAAAGGAGGACUUUUACAGCAAUAGCCACAACAGUGAUGGCAAAGAUGCAUGUUCAGGCAGCCUGGUGUUCGGGUAUGUGGUUCCCAGUCUCAUGUUCCUGCUGGCCUACCUUGUCACCUGCCUUGUGCUCAGGUGCGGUGAGCCAGAGCACCUGCAGACACUGCUGGAGAGGGUGUACCUGAUUUCGGCCUGCUCUCCAUGGGAACAGAUGAAGCAGCGUCGCCUGGGCUGUGCGUGGGUUGCCUGGCUUGGCCUGGGUCUUCUGUGCUUGGCCCUCUCCCUAACGUCUCUGGCCCUGCACCUGGCCGCAGCCGCACCGCACCUCCCCUUCACCGUCAUUAGGCCGAGUGACACGACCGAGAAGAUCGUCCUGUGUGGGCUGGCCUUGGGGUCCCUCUGGGUCGGGGACGGGGCAAUGGUGGUUGGGGUGCUGCUGUACUGUGCGCAGUGCCACCUGUUGUGCACACUCCUCGGCCUGAUCAGGACCACCUUGCUGCAGGGGGCCAUCUCGCUCCUCUCUGCUAAGAAGCAAAUAGACGAGAGCUCGCGUUUCCUUCGACACCUGAACCAGGAGCUCGGCCUGAGUGUGGGUCUGUACCUGUGCGUGGUUGGCUUCAGGGCUAUCACAGCAUUUGUCCAGGUCUUCUCUGUAAUCAGGGAGGCUGAGGCUACCAGUCAUAACGCGAGCAGGAGGAUCUUCCCGGCAGGAGAGGAGAUGCCGUCCAUGAGAGAGUCGCAGAUAGAGUGGCUCCACUUGGCUGCCGUCGUCACCAACCUUCUUCCGUGGCUUCUCCUCUUGGCUGUUCCUCUGUUCAUGGCGGCGCGGCUCUCCUCUGCCUACCGCGCAUUGAGCAAGAUGGGCUGCCAGCUUCAUGCUCGUCCCUUCGGCUACCAGUCGACCCCUCAGACUGACAUCGAUUCCUUCCUCCUGUACGUCUCCUGCCUGAGUCUCAAAGCAAAGAUCCUGUGGAUACCUGUGCGGACGUACUUCCUGGUCUUGCUCUUGGUGGUCUCCGUUAUGGCUGUGGCAAUAUUAAGCUACAUUUACACGUAGGAAGACCAGGGUUAAAAGAAACUGGUGUAUGGAUGUAUGUAUAUGUGAAGUGAAUGGCAAAACACUUGGCCUUGUUUAUACUGUAGUAGAAAAGCCCUCUUACGCACAUGACUAGAUUUAUGGGAAAGGAGGGACAGACGUUUUGAAAUUCCCUCGGAGUUUUGUCCUGAAGGUGAAAUCAUUCGAAUUUUAAACUUUCUCUUAAUCUAGUUUCAUGCGUAAUGGGUUUUCUCCCGUGCGUAAGUCGCUCUUCGUUUUUCUUUUCCUUGAGAAUUAGAAUUUGAUACUGAUGUUGAUUACAAAGCUUAGGAUAAGGUUUGAAUAGAUAGAUUAAAGUAGAGAAGU